Seminavis robusta is the source of this 2358-nucleotide messenger RNA. Lineage: Eukaryota; Bacillariophyta; Bacillariophyceae; Naviculales; Naviculaceae. The record is from the annotation of a GenBank genome assembly.
CACCGCAACCAAUCAUUUGUUUUUUUCUCUCAACCCAACCUUUUCGGAACAAUGACAAACCUGACCUGACGAGAUAGUCUACCCCACAAAUAUUUGUUCUGUGGGCAGCCAUUCAUCUACUCACUUCCCACAAAUAAAAAACAAGCAUUAUUGCAACUAAUAAUCCUUGACCUUCACAUAAUAUUGCUGAACCUACAACCUCCCAAGCAACCCUUUGCCUUGCAAAAGAAUUUAGGUCCUAUCUUUUUUCCUUUCCAUUUCCCUCUCCUUUCGAUUUUACCAUGCCCGAAAGCCCCAGCGACAAGAAAGAGCGCAAAGCUCGUUUGAAGGAAGAAGCGAAAGAAUUGGGCAUUAGUUACGAUGAGAUGAAACGUCGGCACAAGAGCCGCAAGCGUGAAGCCGAAGCCUUGGAAUCGUCGGAACACAAAGUCGAAGCGCAGCGCAUGAGGAGUUGGUCCAAGGGAGAUGAAAAUGAUGGCGACGCCUCUAAUAACCCCAGCAACUCUACUAGCACUACUCUGACGGAGGAACCCUCGGCCAAACGCCGUCGUACCCGAUCCAUGGACGCCGCGGAAGAAAAGGCAGCAUUGGCAGAACAAGCCAAGAGUACCAAUCCUGAUGAGUGGCGCAAGGAACACAGCAUUACGGUACAAGGCCACGGGAGCCAUCGUGGAACUACGGAAAUUGCCACUCCCUUUUUUACGUUUGAUCAAACACCGUUUCAUGCCAAUAUUCAACGUUCCUUUCAACAAGCGGGAUUUGAACGUCCGUCGGCCAUUCAAGCACAAGCAUGGCCCAUUGCCAUUCAACAAACCGAUAUGAUUUGCAUUGCCAAGACGGGAUCUGGAAAAACCUGUGGAUUCUUGUUGCCCGCGUUUCAUCAACAGUUGCAACUCAGCGAUGGGAAACCACCGAAUCCUCGUCGCGGUGGUCCUCCCGUCAAACCCGUGCUACUCGUGCUGGCACCCACACGAGAAUUGUCGGUACAAAUCAUGGAAGAAUGCCAAAAAUUUGGACGACCCAUUGGAAUGCGCAGUGUCUGCUGUUAUGGCGGAGCUGCCAAGUAUCACCAGAUUCAAGCGCUGGAACGGGGUGUCGAAGUCGUCAUUGCAACACCCGGGCGUCUCAAUGAUUUGUUGGAAAUGAGGAAAGCAGAUCUCAGUCACAUCAAGUAUUUGGUCUUGGAUGAAGCUGAUCGAAUGCUCGAUAUGGGAUUCGAGCCACAGAUUCGCUCCAUUAUUGAAAAGAUUCCCACGGAACGACAGACCAUGCUCUUUUCUGCCACUUGGCCACGAGAAAUUCAACGAUUGGCACAUGAUUUCUUGAAAGAUCCCAUUCAAAUCAAUGUGGGUGAAGUCAAUGCGCUCGUUGCCAACAAGGAUAUCCAACAAACCAUUCAAAUGUGCGAAGAUAACGACAAAUAUGAUAAGCUCAAGGCUAUUCUACAAGAACUAAAGGAUUCCGUCAGUAACAACAAGGACGGUGAUGAUGAUGACAAGAAGAAACACAAGAAUGGUAGUGCUGGUGGUCCACAAGCACACCAACAUGAAAAAGUCAUUGUCUUUGUCGCCAAAAAGUUUAGUUGCAAUGAUUUGGCCAAUCGACUUUGGGACGAAGGAUUCGCCGUCGAUUCCCUGCAUGGAGAUCGACCCCAAUGGGAACGCACCAAAGUCAUGCAUGCCUUUAAAAGUGGUCUCCUACGGAUCUUGAUUGCCACCGAUGUGGCCAGUCGAGGAUUGGAUGUCAAGGAUAUCGGAACAGUCGUCAACUACGACAUGCCCAUUGGAGUCAAUGGCGUCGAAGAUUAUGUCCAUCGCAUUGGAAGGACCGGGCGUGCCGGUGCCAAGGGGAAAGCAUUUACCUUUUUCACUCGUGGGGACAAGAAAUGCGCCACGAAACUCGUGGAAGUCCUCCAAAAAUCGGAUCAAACCAAUAUCCCGCCGGAACUCUUGGCCAUGGUGCGACCUUCGUUUGGACGUGGAGGUGGCCGUGGACGCGGUGGCAGAGGAGGGUAUCAAGCCAGUCGUGGCGGUGGCGGACGGAAUUACAUGGGAGGCGGCGGUGGCCGUGGUGGGUACGGCAGAGGUGGUGGAUCGUACGGUGGCGGAGGAGGUUAUGGAGGAUCCUCGUAUGGUGGUGGAAGAGGAGGAGGAAGAGGUUACGGUGGCCGGGGAGGAGGUCGUGGAGGUGGCCGAUGCUAUGGUCGUUAGGAGUGACGAGCGAGACGGUGAUACAGAGAGUUGUACAGAAGGAACUUGCCCCCCAGGAGUUUGGUUGGCUUGGCUUGGCUUGGCUCUGCGAUUGAUUGAUUGAUGUAAUGUGUGCAUAAUUUCUUUUUAAAAAACAAUAUAUUUCAUG